AUGUCGUAAUCUGUUGAAAAUGCUGCCACUGGUUGCAAAGCAUUUCUGGAUCGACAGACUUGGGUUGCUAUAAAGCUAAUUCGUUGUCUGAACCACCUAUCAGGAGUGCUUUCUACGGAAAAGAUGCGUGAAUUGACGCUAAAUGGUAUUUUAAACCGAAAGAAUACACAAAAUGAUUCGGUGGCUUCGGUAUCCUGUAAACGUGAAGCAUCGCAGAAAAUCGAUCAGCUUCUCGGUGGGUUGCAUCAGAUCAUGAAUUUGCGUGGUGAGCUGAAUUCAUCAGAUGCGGAACGUUUCGAUGAUCGAAUCGAGCCGAUUCGUCUCCAAAUCCAGGCAGUCGUGAAUGCACUGAAUGCGUUCAUCUUGACAACCACCGAAAUACCGGAACCAAAAAACAUCUAUGACGAUUUGUACGAGGAAUAUUUACGGCCCCAGCAACUAGAGGAAAAUGAGCAGCAACAGCAGCAAAAGCAAAUGAGGCUCAAUUCGAUGCGUUUACGAGUCCAACAAGCGAAAAUGGAUGCUGCAGAAACUAAAAAAUUAGCCUCU
Molecule: messenger RNA, 549 nt
Organism: Gongylonema pulchrum
Lineage: Eukaryota; Metazoa; Nematoda; Chromadorea; Rhabditida; Gongylonematidae
Source: the annotation of a GenBank genome assembly